Molecule: messenger RNA, 13867 nt
Organism: Nasonia vitripennis (jewel wasp)
Lineage: Eukaryota; Metazoa; Arthropoda; Insecta; Hymenoptera; Pteromalidae
Gene: Gfrl
Exons: 12
Coding region: 5070-8285 (1071 amino acids)
Biological process (GO): nervous system development
Cellular component (GO): signaling receptor complex; external side of plasma membrane
Molecular function (GO): signaling receptor activity
Source: RefSeq, a predicted model, not a curated record
CUAGUGAACUCUUUUCGCAAUUAUCGUACCAAGCGGAUUGAUUUAUAAUAUCCACAUUAUACAUAUGUAUAUUUGAUUUCCUUUGUCGUCCGAUCGGCCGACAUUUAUAGCUUUCAUUUGAUUUGAAUGACAUUCUAGUAUUCCGUAACUGUAUCGUAAGGCAUAUAUACGCUUUCAAUUUUAAUUAUUAACGCUAUCGUCGUUUUAAUUCUUGUAUACCUAAACGAGGAGAUUCCGUAGAGCAGCACAUGGGGAAGAAACUUUUGUAAAUAGUGCGAUUAUCCAGGAAUAUAGUUUUACGUAUACAGAGAUUAUAGACUAAGACGUCAUACUAUGAAAUCCCGCGGGUAUCGCGUUUCGUCGUGUCCAGGCCGACUUGGUCGGAUUCACUGACAAAAAAAAAAACGGCAUGUAAAGCGCAUAAUCGAUAGUUCGCGUUAAGGACAAGCGAACGUACACGAAUUUUACUAAUUCAAUAUUACCCGAUUCUGUAAUGAAAUUAAUAGAUAGCGAUAGCCCCGACGUCCAACUAUACGAGUUUAUUAAUUCUGAUGAAUUAAACAGAGAGGUUAAUGAAAUUCAAAUUGAUUGAACGACAUAUAAUUAACGCUUCAACGAUCCAAUUUGGUUAAUUAUCAGCCAACGUGAGCAUACCUAGAAAACUAGUGUAUCUUUUUCAUUUACCCACGAAUCGAGUACAUACAUCCAUAGACCCGAUCAACACAUCACGAAUGAAUCGGUCGAAAAAUUGAGAAUAUAAAUUAACCAGACGAUCCAAAAUAUACCGCGUCCCUUGAUCCACCCACGCAUUAUUAGAUCGAUAGUCACAUUCAAUGAUCCGUCAUAGACGAAGCUGACGUCCGUCAUAGCAUUAUAUCCUCCCGAAAUCAAGCAGGCUCCCACACAUACACACACACAUAUGUACUUUCCUUAAUUAGCAUCGGAGAGAGAGCUAUCGCGAUCGGCAGAUAAGCCGUAUGCGCGCACUCGCGGUCGCGACUUUAUCGAUUCGACCUUAAUUUCGGUUCUCUCUCUCUCUCUCUCUCUCUCUUCCCCCUCUUGCGGCGCCCGUUAAUUACCCAAGAGUUUCGCCGGUGCGCGAUAACCUAAUAAUUCAUCCCUCUCCCUCUCGCUGUAUGCCGCGGAAUUCCGCGCUUCUUUUUUCCUUCCUCUAUACCCGCACUCGUUCCUUCGAUUCGGUAUAAUUGAUGUCUUUGUCUUUGUCGAGCGCGACUCUGUGUGUGCGCCCCCUCGAUUAUUACAGGCUCAUUGCGUGAUUAGCCGCGGAUUUGUGACGGCGGCUUUGUGUGUUUGAGCCGCGGAGGGAUUUUGACGUCGAAGCUGGAUUUGGAGGAAGAGAAUGGGAUGGCGCCGGGAUUUACGGCCGAACGUGAAGAAUGCGUCGUCGCAAUUUAAUUAAUUAAUUAUCGGUAUCGUUGUGGAGUAAAACGUUGGAUAUUAAGUCUCUUUAAUGCGUUUCGAAAUUCCUUGCACGGUUCCAUAAUUCGCAUUCGCAAUUGCCGACUCGAGUAGGUCGUUAAAAAUUCAAGCGACUUAAUCGACCAUCGAGGGCUUCAGCCUUGAUCAGCAAACGUAGUCCGGGCUCCUUUGUAGCCGCGCCAGCUGUAACAGCCUGAAAGUAGCUUUACGCAAAUUCCUCGGAGACAAAGGCGUCGCGCGGAGGACUCGGACGUCGGGCUCGUGUUUACCCAGUCGGAUACGCACUUUUCUAACAAAAACAUAUUUCCCCCAAUCCAGAGACCAGAAGCCUCAAAAUGCAAAUUAACAACGAUAACCGCGCACUAAUUACAUGCAUAAAAUCAUCGGUGUGCAUCGGAAACAGACGAGAUUACAGGUAUACGGUGUAUUUGUCUAUAGCCCGCAUAUUUGUCCUUAAAGUUGACCGAUCGCUAACGCGACCGUCACCGACUUUGAUCUCGACUACUCGGCCGAGUCCGUUUGCCGUCGACGCGAACAUCAGUGAAUCCGAUCCUACACUGCCACGGGCUGGACUAUCGCGUUUAUCUCUCAAAAAGCCCCGCUGACAAGAGUCGACGCUGGAAGUUAUCUUCUACGCAUCGUCGAGUAGUAACGACCGAGUUCGGAACCGAGAAAAAUGAUUCGAGUCGUGCAUGAAAUCGCGUUCGCAAAUCGAGCUGGGAAAUCAGUUAGUGCGAAGAGGAGAGGCGUGAAUGGCCGGGUUUGCCGGAAAUGCGGGAACGGGUCGAGAUAACGCGAAAGAGCCUACUCUUCUCUGUACGAAUCGCGUGUACCGGGCGCGUAUACUCGAAUGCACCGGUUUGGCUAUAUGGAGUUUUCUGCGUGACGGCUAUAUUUUUGUGUGGUUUGAAAUUUUCUCAUUAUUGAUUUGAGUAACGAAUACUGCCGUUUGCGAGGGUAUUUCAAUUUCUCAAAAAUAUCGAAAUAUUGUCUUAGAACACGCAAAACGCUAGACUACAUCGCGGAAUCGUAAGCAAGCUCAGUUCUCGUAUAACAAAGCUCGAAAAAGGCGGGAAAUUCAAAUACGCGAAACCGACUAGAAAACAGCGUACCGUGAAAACUCUUCGCAGAAAGCACCAUAUAGCGAUGGCAAGCCGAGGGUGCGCUCUCUGCAUUUCGUUUACAGCCGCAUAUGGGCGUCGGUCGCGUCGCUUCUACAAGUGCGCGCGCGCGCGUCCUUUAUUGCUCUUAUUAUCUGCAGCAGCAACAGCAGCAGCGGGCGACGUCGGCGGGGCCAAAGUAAUUGCGAAUCAUGGCCCUCCUUAAGCGCAUACAACGUCGCUUUAUCUCUCUCCUCACACUCCCGCCUCUCUUCGCCUUUUAUUGUUUUCCCGCCGCGAAAGUGCGCCGAAGCGUUGAAACGGCGAUCGCCGCUAAUGCGCGCCCCGCUUUUAAUGCCUUCUAAGAGAUUUAUUCACCGGGGUUGUUUUUUUUUCUCGGCGCUGCGAUGCAGGGGGUCUCAUUGUUUUAUCGAGUGCGAGGAGCCGAGAAAGAUCUACGCUCAUUAUUCGGUGAUUAUAGUCUUUUUUUCGGUACUCGGUGAUCCGGGGAGACUUUUUGAAUCGAAUUUCGGCGGGCUGAUGAAUUCGUUACGAGAGCGGGGAGCCUUCUGGCGCCAAGUCACGUUUUCGUUGCUAUAAUAUUUAAGCGGGGAACUUUGGGGAUUUUGAACUCGCUUUUGAGAUCCUCCCUGACGUGUGCGUGUAUAAAUUUUCGAUGUGAAUAAAUAAAUCCCUUUUUUGUUCGACAGGCGAGAUUAUCACUUUUUGGGUUUUCUGAAAAAAUUUGUAGAUGUGCAUUUGCGAUUAAGAUAAAAUAAACACGUUGAAUAGGUUGCUGCGAUUUUAUCGUAGUCAAGUAAGCGACGGGUUUCGCGCGAUCGAUGUAUUAAUAAUAACGAAGAAGAAGAAGAAAGUCGAACGAAGAAGCCAAGGACGUACCAGCACCACCACUAUCACCAAGCACGCUUCGGCACAAAAAUUGCACAAUCUUUGUAUGUACCUUGCCUUACGAACUCUCUUUCGAGUACGAAAAUCGGUGAUUAGUUCUACGAUAUAUUUAUAAAUAAAUUCGUAGCUUACCUGGAAUUUGAUGUUUUUUUCGCUUACUAGAUUCUUUUCUAUAUUUGAUAUGAAUAUUUAUACUAUACAUCUCGAUGUUCGAAAGUAUAUAUUUUGAUCUGCAACAGUAUACUAUAAAUGUAGCUUUUGUGUGCUUCAAAGCUGUAUCCAUAAACAGAUUGAAAAUUUUCUGAAAAAUGAGAGAGGGAGAGCCAAUGAAAACAAAUAUCCCGAUUGAUCGGGCGCUGCGAACGCAAUGCGCCGUUCUCCAAUCAUCCCGGGCAAGUAAGAGCAGUCGCGCGACGGAUCGAUAUAACUAAUCGCAUCGUCCCCCGCAACGAAAAGUGAAACGGAAAUUUUCGGCGCUGGCGACGGGCUUUGUCCGGUCAGGGAAGGGGGGGGGGGUUAAAGGGGGAGGCAGGGCGUCGACAGGCUGAUCAAUCGGGAGCAUCUGGCGAAAGGAGUAUAAGCGCCUCCGCCGCACCAGAUUGCAUUAUGUCUCUCUCUCUCUCUCUCUCUCUCUCGCUCCUCACCUCCUCCGUAGGGACUACUAAUUCUGCCUCCUCGAUGCGUGUGUCUAGAGAGCCGAGAGGAGGAGGGGGAUGAGGAAUCAGGGGCAAGGUACACUGUGUGUCUGUCUGCUGCGAGACUUAGCACCGCAUGCCAUUAUACAGCCCGCUGCACGACGCGUAUGCGCCAUGAUACGCUGCACGAGUAUGAGAUAUCUGUAUGUGUAUCGGUAUGUGUGUCUAUUUUAUUUUCUCUCUCUCUCUCUCUCUAUAUGUAUCUUCUGUGCACUGUACUCUAUGCCUCCUCUCUCUCUCUCUCUCUCUCUCUCUCUCUCUCUCACUGUCCUUUGACGUAUGUGCUUGCUGUAGAGCUGCUAGUGACUGCAUUCUGAUUUUUCUCUAUCUCGACACGAUGAACCAACCAACUCGCAUUUUACUCUCCAUCACAUAUACGUGUAUCCACUCCGCGUCAAGUUUUUUUUUUCGCCGGCCGACCACACUACACGUCCUCUUGCCGUUUGCUCCCUGCAAUAGCGAAUCGCGGAUCCGGUAGAGUCGUCCCAAAAAAUCGCUCGCGACUAUCGAAUCAGAGCGACUGCACAGCUCGCGCGGCCUGUUUGUAUACGUAUCCAUCGAAAUCAUUCGCUCGACGACUUAACAGUCGAGCGGCUGUUGUGCGCGCGCGCGCGCGAGUAAGGUGCGAGAAAGGCAGAGCGCUCGUCGGGGUUAAACGAACCGCGUGCGCGGAUGCAAAAUUCACGGGCGAGCGGAGCGGCGUCUGUUCGCCGGCGCGUGCAAACAGCUUCUCUUUCGAGAGAGGACGAACUCGCUGUGUAUACGUACGCGCCGCGGCGCAGCGAGUCUUCUUCAGGAAAUUCGGCUGCUUGCUCUUUUUCUCGUCGCGCUCUCUUUUUGCUGCGAUUCCCGAGCGUAAGUUGGCAAGAUUGUCGAGAACUCGCUUUAUGACUCGCCGCGCGCGAUCGAGCUACUUUUCGAUGUUAUGAUUUCUCGCGGUACCACACGCCACGACCACCACAAGCAUACGGCAGAACAAGCACAAGCGACGAGCCGGCCCCGCGGCGGAGAAAGUCUCUCCCCGGCGGGGCCGGCCGGCAGCUCUCCGCGAGUAGUGGAGCACACGAGACAACACACGACGACCAUCCAUGCGAGGGCCGGUCCUCUCUGCUUGUGUGUUUCAGAGUAUCAGCCGUCCUCCGCGUCCGUGGACCUCUCGGGCACGGACUCGGCCCUGUACCCCUUCGAAUCGGGCAGUAGUCGCGAGCAGGACACGAGCUUCCAGGAGAUCUGGUUGCCCCCCACCAGUCAGUAUCCGUAUUUUCUCUUCCCGGGCACCGACGGGCCCCGGCUCUCCUCCGCCUACUACGAGCUCGAUAAAGAACUCGCCACGAAUCUCGAGGCCGAGCAGCAGUCGCGCUAUUACGACGAGCAGCAGCAGCUGCAGCCCGGAGCCACCCUCGACAGCCUCGGGCGGCCAGCAGCCGGUAGGCCUAAGAUAUACGUCUAUUCGCAUUCGGUGCCCCCGGAUCUGCGGGACUCCUCCGCCGCGAUCCGGGUCUUCGAGAACAACCGCUGGCACACCCAGUGGAUGCACGUCUGGCCCGAGCCGCGCCGCCGGCUGCACGACUCUUCUUCCUCCUCCCCCUCACCCCUGGCCUCUUUCACCACCGUGCCCACUCGGCUCCUCCUGCCCACCUCCUCCUCCGCUCCCUGGCACUCGUCCCGGCCCAAGCAUGAUCGUGACUCCAGCACAGCCACCGGUACCCGAGAGCACAAAACCAGCCAGCAUGCAGUCGAGGGCGACGACCACGACGACCGGUUCGACAACCACCACCACCACCACCACCACCACCACCGUCACCAGCACCACCGGAUCGAUAAUAAGUUCCCAGAUGCACAAGCACCCGAACCACCUGCACUAGCACUACCCCCCGCGUCAUCCACCACACCCAGCACGAGCGUAGACGUCCUGGGCAUCGGCGGUGGGAGGAACGCGCGCUUGGGCGUGAAUUACGCCCCGCGGCCGACCUACGAGCACGGGGCGGCUUACGAGCGCGUCGACGAGGAGCUCGACGGGCUCGACGAGUUCAGGCUGGCCCGGCUGCCCGUCGACCGGCUCUUCGACCUGCGCGAAGCCUUCGAGGGCUUCGUCGACUCAGUGAACGUCAUAUCGAACGCGGACAAUACGACGACGCUCCAGCUGAUCGAAUCGCAAGUGGAGAACCCGCUCAUAGACGCGGGCCAUCAGGACCUCCACGCCCUCAAGCAACUUCCCAUUCCAAAUGUGCACCACCACCGGGUACAUCACAAACAGAAGAAUCAAUCCCACGAGGACCACGAAGUGGGCCAGGCAGCUCCGUCGUCGCAGCCGUCGGACAAUGUCGUUCAGCAGCAGUCGCAGCCUCCGCCGCCACCUCCGCCGAAACUCGUCCUCUCUAGCACGUGUCAUCACGCUUACUCCGCGUGCAAGAACGAUCCAGACUGUAAGGCACUGCUGCAGCCGGUGCUGAGCCACUGCGACCAGUCGAGUUGCGCGCGCAACGAGUGCAUGGCCGGGCUCCAGCACUUCUACAAGCAGGCCUCGCAUAAGCACUCCAUGGAAAUAGCCUUUUGUCUUUGCAAGAAAUCCGAGGGCAAGCGAGAAGAGUGUAUGCUGGCUCAGGAGAAGCUACACCCGGCUUGCGCGCAGCGCGUGCCCGCCGGCGCGGAGAUGCCCACCUGCGACGCCUUGGCCGAGUCUUGCCGCGAGGAGGCCUCCUGCAGGCCAAAACUCGAGCACUACGAGCAGAACUGCGCAGUGGACAGCGUGACGAAAAAAUGCGCGGGUCCAGCGCAAGGUUGUCGCAAUGCGAUGCUAGGUAUCCUGGGUACGGAGCUGCGCUCCAACUGUGCCUGCAAAGGAGCCGACCUAGCACCCCUAUACGAGUGUCUCGGCUGGCAGAGGCUUCUGUGGGUCAACCCCUGCGUAGUCGAGGCACAAAAGGACUUCCACGCACGCCGCAACAAGCACCACGGUCACGGUCGCACAACAGCGAGCCAGUCGCCGUCGUCGAGCGGGCCCACGCAACCGACCUCGGCGACACCUCGAGCUUCCCUGGUAGCAGCGACGAGCCUUGGACUCGCGGAGCAGGACACCGUGGAGAACCAGGAGGAGCCGUCGACACCCGAGCAGGAGGAGAGUCAGCUGGAGAACAACGUCAUACCAGAUGCAACGGUCAUACAGGACACGACGCUAGAGGUCGCCACUACGGGUAGUACCGAAGCACUGACGAUGAGCUCCACGACUGAAAGCACGACGACUACGACGACCACCACGACGACCACGACGCCGGCACCUACGACGCCUAGCACGACGACCACCAGUACUUUGCCACCACGUUUCUGCGUGGUUCAAAGGCCCAGCCAGUCGCACCAGUACAUCCGCGUUGGCAAAAGCAAGCGGCUGUACCGCGAGGACGAGCCAGAAUGCUCGGAGCUCUGCCAGUGCGGCGAGGACGAGGUGUUGCGCUGCAACACGAUCUGCGUCGAGUCAUCGCCCUGCAAGACGGACUUUGCCUUCUACCAUCACGCAGCACCGGCUUACCAGGCUUAUCGGGGUCGCUGCCUCUGCUACAGCGGUCGCUUCAUAUGCAUGCGGCCCUCACCCGAUGCGUACAACAUACCGCACGGAAUCUUCAUGUUCCUCGGCUACAGCGAGACUGACGAGAACCUGCUGAAGAAUCACAACAAUCUUACGGUGGUCGACGCAGUUUCGUCUCUCGACAGCUUCAUGCGAGAGGAGGUUAAUAACCAGACGAUAUGCACGCUCUUUCUGUACAACGUAACGAAGGAGAACGUGAUAGCCGUGGCUCGGCUAAUGACGGACAGCACGUCGGCCAGUCCCACCAGUAGCGGCAACGCCACGUCGGCGCAAACUUUGCAGCAUCUAUUGCGCAUCAAGGAGGAAUGCGCGUCGAUGCUGCAGGACCUCAGCGAGAAGAUCAACAACCGGCACCAGGAGGUGCACAGUCACCCGCUGCUCUCGAUCUUCAAGAUGGCGGAGGUCGAGAUCAAGCUGCCGCGCGCCAGUGGCGCCCUCCGCUUCGCAUCCUCCUCGUCUUCCCUCGGGCUGCUGCUCGUUUGUCUUCUCGUUACCCUCAGGCUUGCCGUCUUCGCUGGACCCACUACCUCCUUCCUCUCCACCAUCUCUUCGUCGUGACGCCAGGACUCGUAGAACGACUUCGGCAACGACGCAAACGCGACAACAAGAACCACCACCACCGCUGCUGCUGCUAAAGCUGCACACGUACCACGUUACUCGAGCGAAUCGCUGCUGGUCGAUGUCCUAUGAGAAUGAGGCGCGUGGUUUUGGGGGCCAUUUGAGAAUUGCGUUGUAGGGGGCUGCAUCGACCUGUAGAGGUGGUUCGCCGAUCUAUCAUGUUUUUUUGAGUUACUCGUUCAUCGGCAGCAAAGCUCAUUCCUACAGGUCUGCGUUAGGGAGCAGAGACCCCUAUUUUCAAUGUAUGCGAUGGCGCAAGUUAAAAAACCCACGCGAUUUAUUUUUGUAGGGGGCUACACGCGGCGCGAGAACGGUGGGUCUACGCAUGCAAACACCUACGUCUGUAUAUACGUUAAGCUUUAAUAUAUAUAAAUAUAUACAUACACGAUUUACAUAUAUAUAUAUAUAUAUAUAUAUAUAUAUAUAUAUAUAUAUAUAUAUAUAUAUAUAUAUAUAUAUAAAAAUACUAUACAUACAUGUACGAUUGUAGCGGGGGCGAGUGGCGCGCGACUGUUUGUACAUAAUUGAGCGAGAAAGAAAGGAAGCGAUCUAUGACGAGCGACGUAGUAGAGGUGUGUAAACCUAUUAAACAGCAUGUGCGCGUCGCAUUGUACGCGCGCGUGAGAGCGAGAUAUGCAUUUGAUCCCUUAGCAAGGAAUUUCCUAAGUUAGGCGAGAGAGUGAGAGUGAGCGCGCGCGCCUAAACGAAUCGGCGAUGCGGUAUACGUUCGCGCCGCUGUCUCCACGCAUCAUAUCACUGCGCGAGCGAUGUGCACGACUACGUUUAGCGCUUAUGUAUACAUAUAGGUUCAUAGCGGUGGCAGCCUAAUUAGCGUUUAAAUGCACACACAAUGCAGCAAGACUGUACAUAUACGUGUUGCGAGGAGAGCGAUUUUACGGGUGUUUAUGUCUUUUCGUUCGAGAAGAAGGGGAAAGGGAGUAACGAAAGAAGGAUAAGAAAAACGAAAUGAUAAAUGCUUACCACGUUAAUUGAAGGUACAAAUUUGUAUUAAAAGUCUUUGUAUAGAUUAGGUUGCCAGUGUCGAAUAUUCUAUCAGUAUUAAAGUUCCUUUGAAUCGGUCGGGAACUCAAGCUUAGUCGUUGAUUUCGUUAAGUUUUUCGCGGUAGUUUUACGAAGGGAUACUCGUGGUACUGCUUGUUUUGUAAACGUAAGUACAUAUUCUAUGGUAUAUAAUACAAAAGGAGGUCUAGCCCAGUCCGUCGCUUUCCCCUGAUAGAAAAAUAUAAGCAGGAGCUAGAAUGAUUCGCGCGCGAUUAAAUCGGGCGCUCAUCGUUCCGUGUAAAUCUUGACGAUUCGAGUUGUAAACUGAAAAUGGAAAGGAACAAAAUCGUUUUUAUAUACGUAUAUAUAUAAUCACAAGAAAUGUAAUCCAAUUACACUAAUGAAACUCGCAAUAAAGUAUAAUGAAAUUCCGUUUGUAAACACCCGCAGUAUUCGAAACAAUAAGAGCCUCUGAGAAUGUUCUAUACAAAUAUAAACGAUAAAACAUAUCAAAAAAGCUGACAGAGCAGGUAUACCGUCGCUUUACAGCGCGCUUGCGCACCCGCGAGUGUCUCGAAUGAGAAAAAGGCGCCUGAAAACACACAUCGUCUCGCGUCUGGCUUCUCUCUCUCUCUCUUUCUUCGAGAGAAAAUCUUGUUUCUCUCCCUCGUUGCCCGUUACGCGCGCUGCUUAUUCGCGCAAACGUGAAAGAGUAUUUUUCAAUCUGCUUCCUCGUCGACUUGUCGUUGCCUUGGCACUGCACCAGCGACGUUCGUUCUUCCGCGAAAGCGACGAAAGCUCGCGAGCUUCUUUGACGAUCGAGUGCAUAAAUAGUCGCGCCCGCGCGAGAGGGCUAGACAGCGUUUAUAACGAUAAUAACGAUAACCGUAAGAAUAUAACGCUGCCGAUAACGGCGUAGCGUGCGCGAGAACAUGAAGCCGCAGGCGUUGACACCGCGAUUAAACAUACAUGCGCCUGCACGCAUACAGCAGACGCGACUUUUUCAACGCGCCGUCGUUCCUUAUACUUCCUUUCUGCUCUGAAGCCCUUGCGUAGUCUUGUCGUGUGUAUACUAUAUAGUCCCUCGCCGCUGCGGGGCAAAUAAGAGUAACAGCUUCUGUCGCCGUCGUCGCUGUUCGCCGCUUCCUGGCGGUUGGUUUUUUAUUUUUUUUAGACUUUAGGCGAUCCGUUACUUGUGAGAUUAGUCGAUUAAGCGUUGAAUUAUGUAGAUCGAAAAAAAAAAACGAAAGACAGAGAGGGAGAGAGACGAAUUUCGUGCCGACGCGAGUGCAUCGCUUUGGAGUCGAGGUCACGGACGCGUGCGCGCGCGCGAUGCUUAUUAUGUUAUGAAAACGAAGCACGAUGUACAUUAAUCACACUCUGUAAUCGCAGGGUUAGUUGGGCUCUGGCUAAGUACGCGUACAUAAAGUUUGGCCUCGCGAUUGUCUGCGCGGGUCGCUCUAUAUAUACAUAUACACACACCACCGCACACGUGUAGCUAUAUAGAUAGUUAGGUAGGAAUUGUAUGUAAACGCGUGUACACGUCUGCUUGGCAGAUCCGCUUUCGGAGAAGAUAAAAACUUCUGGAUAGCGUAUAGAGAACAAUGGAGUGCGCCGGCUUAAACUUUGCGAUUGUAAAUAUUGCGUUGCGUGAUCGAGGAAGUGGCUUUUGGCUGAUUGUUUCACGAGUUUAGGAUUUUUUUAUGUUCAUCGAUCCAAUCAUGUGCUUCCAAAGAAAAACUCACGACGCGUUUUCACGUUUUUGUCUCGAUGCCAGAAUGAAAUCGAAGAUUUUUUCGUUGGAAAAUUAACGAGAAUCGAGUGACACAGGCUCGUCGUCCCGAAUCCCUGCGAAUUAAUACUGUCUUAUCCACUUUGCACUUUUACUAUAUCUAUUGCGACUCUCCUGCGAACGUUUCAACUAAAGGUUAUAAAAAUAACUGUACUCCUUUAACUUACACUUUAUGAUCUUGAUAUUAUCAAACGAUCUCAACUUACAACUUUUCCGUCCUUUCUAACUUGUCGUAGAUUUAGAUUAUCGCGCACUUGAACGGCUAUUGAGAAGAGCUAAUGAAUUUCACGCUUAACGAGAGAUAUUCGAAUACAUAUCAACGCGAGACAUGAAAAAAAACGAAUCAUAUCAAGGAAACUCAUUAUCAAAAAUAUAUUAUACUAUUAUACACUUUUAUAAAAUACUUACGUCUUUUAUCAAAAAGAUAAAUUGUUGUUCCACUCGAAGUGAAUUUUUAAAUACGAUAUAUACAAAUUUUGCAUAAAAUUAAAGAUAAUAGCGUAAAACCGAUUCGACGACGAAAAAUUGAUGAAAAAAUAAGCGAAGCUUUGAUAAAAAAAGUCAUCUAAAGGGUUUUUGUAGUUCCUACUGAACCACGAUUUCUUACACACCCUUUUCUAUAAAUUGACCCACUGUAGCGGCAUAUAAGGAGAAAACUUUCUCACGUGGUUACGACGCGUUUUACUAAGCAAACAAUUUACCCGAUUCAAAAUCGCGUAAAUCGAGGCUCUGCGCCCAAAAUACCCUCCUUACAUCAUCCCCUUAUCGGAGCUCGAUGUUCCGAUAAAGCCUAACCCAAAACCCCAGUUCGGUUGAGUCACGAGCUGAAUCGGUCUUUCGAAUCAGCUACAUGACAUUGACACUGAGGCGUUGCAUCGCACGCGAUACACACGAGGAACGAGCCUGUGUCCUCCGUCUCUCAGCCCUACCCCCUCUCUCUAUAUACACUUUCCCUCAUAUAAACCGAAUGCGUGUGUGUGCAUUGUGUGACGCGGCUAUCGGAAAAGCAAUAUUGUAUAAAGUUUACGACGGCGGCGAUAACGAAUGUAAAUUUAACAGGACGCGACCGAAUGUGCAGGUGUACAUAAUCUCGCGUCUAUGCGGAUGAGGAAGAGAGACAUAUGUGUUGUGCGCGAGCGAAUUCGGAGGAAGAAAAUUAGCCUCGACACACAUCCAAUAAAGGCUGCGCGCGAAAGAAUAUCGAGUAACGAUCGAUUGUAAAGAGCAGAAACGCCGAAAAGGAGAGAGGGCGAGCGCCCCUUGCCAAAGCAGCUCACGUCGUCUCCUCGUUCACAUACAUACCUGCAAGCCGCACGAGAAACUGGGGGAUGACCUCACGUAAAUCUUGCAUUUUCGCGGGACGCGCAUCGAUCACGUCGAAUCGUUCUCUCCCUCCUCCGCCUCCGUCUUCUUCUUCUUCUUCUCCUUUUUCUUCUCCUCCUUCUUCUUUCCGAAAAGCGCUUCCUCGUUAUAUACUUACGCUCCUAGCGAUAAGGCGCUUUGUGUCGUCGGCUGUCCUGUCUCGUUGCGUUUAUAGACACACAGAAUACACUGCUUCCGUCGCCGCGAGUCAUCGUCGGAUCCGUUUAAACGGGAUCGUCGCCGCCUAACGUCCCUGAUCGGAUUAUGGGAAGGCGCUGCUUUUCUCGAAGCUCGUUCACGAGGGGGCAAGAAUUAGCGCGCGCGCACGUGUGUGUUUGUAUUAUACAGCCGGAGUUUCGUUUGUUGGAGAAAGAGAUUUAUAAGUACGUUGAUCGUUGAUCGUUGCGAGAGAGAGAGAGAGAGAGAGAGAGAGAGAGAGAGAGAGAGAGAGAGAGAGAGAGAGAGAGAGAGAGAGAGAGAGAGAGCGCGUGUAUGUGGCUUGCACUGCACUGUUUUGUCGAGUGGAUGAUUUGGGCGUUAUUUUUGUUAUGUAUUCAGCUGGUACACUGAAGAAGACGUUGGCUCGUUUGCAACGUUAAUUUCUCGCUUUUUGUUCGGAAUAUAUAAAUAUCCGUGUAUCGCUUGUUCGAGACGAGCUCAAUCUUCUCCAGUGUAUCCACUGGCAGUCGAGUAUUGUUAAAUAGAAUUUGUUGACGUUUCCAUUAGUUUUCCAGCUUUGUUGAUCAACCGGAAAUAAUAAUAAGUGUAAAGAACGCUCCGCGAGUGGCGACUAGAGCUCAUACCUUUCCAGUGUGCGCAAAGCAGAAACGACGAGCGUUCGUUGAUUUAUAUUACAACCCUGUACAAAUAUUUUUUAACUCACCCGCGGAUGUUUCGACACGUUGUAAAGUUUGAAUCGUAGCUAUGUCAACGAGAGGUUUGAAGCGAGGAUGAUGAUGACAAGAUCGGAGAGAUUUCUUUAAAACUACGAUGUGUACCGCGCAACUUAUAAAAUUGCGAUGCUUCCCGCGUGAAGUUCGUUGUAACGAAUGAAACACACACAGAGACACACAGAUGAUGAACGAGAGAGUAAUACACACAGAGAGCGAAUUAUGCGAGGAUACGGCGAUACGCGAAAAAACACACACACACACACAUACACACAAAGAAAAUGAAAUGAAAAACAAACAUAUCAGGGUCCCCCGAGCGCGGGGAACCAGCCAACGAGCGUUCAUUCUAAUUGUUUAAAGUAGCCUCUGUUGUAGUCCUAAUUCUAAAGAGAUAAUUCUUUAAGCUCACAAGACACCCUAUUUAUUCAUUUAUAAAUACAUAAUAAACGAAAUAAAUUGUUUAUAUAAUUACCAGC